Molecule: messenger RNA, 750 nt
Organism: Wyeomyia smithii (pitcher-plant mosquito)
Lineage: Eukaryota; Metazoa; Arthropoda; Insecta; Diptera; Culicidae
Gene: Archease
Product: protein archease-like
Exons: 3
Coding region: 201-674 (157 amino acids)
Biological process (GO): tRNA splicing, via endonucleolytic cleavage and ligation
Cellular component (GO): tRNA-splicing ligase complex
Source: RefSeq, a predicted model, not a curated record
GCACACAUGACAGAAGAAGUGAGUCACUUUUUUGUUUUGAUUUAACUAUAUUCGGCGUGUUACUGAUGAAAACGUUAAGUUUAGGUGAUCAAAAAUAUUUUGAAAUAAAAUAUAAGUAAAAGUAAUUAUUUCCAUUGCGAGCCGGUGUAGAAAAAACAUCUUCAACUCAUUAAUUAUUUAAUUUCUGGAUCUAAACUGCCAUGGAAGUGCCUUUGGACUCGCAAGAACAAGAAAUUCCUGAAAUCAAGUAUGAAUAUUUGGAUCACACCGCAGAUGUUCAAUUACACGCAUGGGGCGAAACACUGAAAGAAGCUUUCGAGCAAUGCGGGAUGGCCAUGUUUGGCUACAUGACGGAACUACCGACGGUGGACAUUAAAACAUGCUACGAAAUCAAAACCGAGCCUACAGAUGAUUUAGAAAAUCUACUAUUUCGCUUUCUGGACGAGUUGCUGUUUCUAUUUUCGGCAGAACCAUUUCUGAUUUGUAAAAAAUUAGAGAUCACCAAGUUUGACACGGAAAAUUUCUACAUCGAAUGCCGCUGCUACGGGGAGGAAUUCGACCUCAGUAAACAUCCUCAGGGGACGGAAGUGAAAGCGAUCACCUACUCGGCUAUGAAGAUUUAUCAGAACAUUGAGCCGAACAGAAGUGAAGUGUUUGUUAUCAUAGACAUUUAAGAACUAUUGAAUUGUUUGUAAAAAAUAAUUGACUUAUAUAACUAUAAAAGAUAAAUGAUUUUUACAUAACAUAAUA